AUGGGUAAUACUAAACCUCGUGCUACAAUCAUCCAUGAAUCUCCGAGCCUCCUUCGUACAUGGUGGAUGAACAAGAAUCUACAAUACGACGUUGCCAUGAGCAGCUUCAUCAUAAUAAUCAACAUCGUAGCGUUCGUGCGCGUGAUUACCUACAAGAUUCCCUUUUACAACGAUGAGAAUCAACUUCCUUUGAUUUUAGUCUUCGUUAUGUUCUACAUCCUUUCCGGCAUAGUUAGUUGCAACUUGUGGGUUCGUGCAAUUGAGGAUGUCAAUUCAUCUCAAGUAGCCUUAUACGUAGGACGCAUUUGUCACACCUUGGGCUUCUGUAUUUUCUUCGGACUCUUGUAUUGUAUUUCUCCGCAUUUGGCUCUACGCUUCGGUGUUCCUGGUUUGAUAUGGUUUGUAGCCGCCUUGGUUGCACCGUGUUGUUCCUCUUUUCCCUCUAUAAGGAGUGGUCUAUGCCAAAAGGUGCAAGAACUACGAUAUUGGUGGAAGCGUGUGAAUCAACCACGAUCGGUGGUUCUUAAAUCUUAA
Molecule: messenger RNA, 534 nt
Organism: Microthlaspi erraticum
Lineage: Eukaryota; Viridiplantae; Streptophyta; Magnoliopsida; Brassicales; Brassicaceae
Source: the annotation of a GenBank genome assembly